Molecule: messenger RNA, 3385 nt
Organism: Haliotis rubra (blacklip abalone)
Lineage: Eukaryota; Metazoa; Mollusca; Gastropoda; Lepetellida; Haliotidae
Product: NF-kappa-B inhibitor alpha-like
Exons: 2
Coding region: 77-1114 (345 amino acids)
Molecular function (GO): protein binding
Source: RefSeq, a predicted model, not a curated record
UAAAGGAGUACAGACAGGGCAUGUUAGCAGAUUCCGACUUUACUGCGUGAAAAUCCCCUUUCAGGUGGUCAGAAAAAUGAAACCGAGCACCGAGUCUUCACGAAACGAAUUGUCCUGCGAAAUGUGCAAGGAUGACAUGGUACAACAAAGCCAAGAGAAACGAUCGAUCACAGAUGAUACCGACUCCCUGUCAAACUCGUUCAAACAAAUGAAGGUGGCAGACGUAGGCGAAAGAAGCUUACCUUCUCUGGAUGAUGGUUAUUUCAGCCAAUCAAUCAGUUCACAAGAUUUCCUUUUCGACACAAGCCACGUGGAUGACAAUACUAAUAACAGUGUCCAUUGUUAUGGCAAGUGUCGUUCUUCAGAUAGCAGCGAUAUUUGUACCGACUGUGACUGCAGUUCGAAUUCGAACGUUGUGUACGCCAAGGACCUGGAUGGCGACACCCAGCUUCACCUGGGCAUUAUCCAAAAACAAUCCAUGUUAGUUUUGUGGUUUAUAUCGCUGGCUCUUAGCCCAGACUGGCUAAACAUAACCAAUCGUCUUCUCCAGACCCCCUUGCAUAUCGCUACCAUUAUAAAAGAUGCUUUGACAACACGACGUUUAAUGGCGGCAGGCUCCAGCGUUGAAGCGAGAGAUAUGAACGGCAACACGCCACUCCAUAUUGCCUGUCGGGAGGGACACCUCGAUAUUGUACAUCAUCUUCUCACGCCUAUUAUGUUUGAGGAAACUAAAAGUAACAAAUACGAACUACCUUAUCAGAGAAUACCCCAGGAUCUUGAUAUUGCCAACUACGAUGGCUACACAUGUCUUCAUCUCGCUGCCUUUGGAAGCCAUCUUGAUAUCCUUGAACGUCUGUUGCAUCGAGGUGCGAAGGUGAACUGUCGCGAGCGCAAGAGUGGAAGGACAGCGCUUCAUUUUGCUGCAGAAACAAAUAACAUCCCCCUCUUGCAGUUCCUCCUUCGGAGGUCUGACAUUGAUGUGAACGCUGAAACCUACGGUGGACUGACACCACUUAGACUUGCCUCAGGCAGGAAUCACACAGAAACCAUUCAGCUUCUACUUGCCAGAGGAGCGUGCCGUUUCGACGACUCAUCUGAUGAUUCUGAAACUUAAAAUGACGUCUUGCAGCUAAUAACUUAGAACUCAGAGACAGUCAGUAGUGUUUUUUUCACUGUGCAAAACAUGUGCAAAAAGUCGUUUUGUCAUGCACUCGUACUCGGUCAGAUGCCACUGAAAACAGUAGCCGCUUGUGAGUUCGAACCUUGCAGUUUCGGUUCGUCUGCACCAUGAGUAAAGUGCACGAACCAGGUCACGAUAGUUUAAGGGUAUGCUUUCUCACUGACCCCAACGCAGUUGCAUGUGCUCAGUACCUAAACAGAUCCAAAGCACGUUCACAAGUGCUUCUUGACUAUUUACCCCUGUAUAUUAACGUUAAUCUCUAUUUAUACAGCCUAUGACAUUCAAAUAGAACAUUAGCAACAUAUAUUAUUACAUAAUUGGGUGGCUUAUCAAACGAGUUUCGUGCAUGUUUUAUCACUUAUCUAUACAUCAUGAUAUUAAGUAUGCAAAUAUUUUCCCUAUGUUACAGUAUUCCAAACCUAAACAUGAAAUAAUCUUUCAUUGUAUUUUGUCAAAGAAUUAUACCUUCAACAUAUUACCAUCUACAACUACGCAGCAUACACUGGUAGGUUUUUCCGUUAAUUGUGACAAGGAAACAGUUUCAAACCGCUUUGGUUUAAGUUAAUGUUUCCUCAGUCGGGUCUCAUUUACAGUUACAAUUGUGAUCCCAAAUGAACAGCUGUGCUGAAGUCACCGUUUCCUUAAUCCAUAUGAAAUGCACAUCUUUAGCACAUGCUGUAACAGCAAUGGAGGUUUACAUAACGUAGUAGUUAGGUUGGAAUAUAAUUAAUAUAUUAGUAUAUGAUAGUAUAAUUACUAAUUAAUUUUAAUCUUAGACAUCAUUCAGCUUGAAUGUAAUAACGCUGGUCGAAAGCAAGAACAUGCCAUUUCAGCCAGAAACAUUUGAUACAUGAAUAUUUAGUGACAAGUUUGAAUGAUCUAAAUCUCCAUCGAAUGACCAAAACUCACUAGUCGUUUCUAACACGUGUACUUGCUCUUGGCAUCAUCCCAAUUGCGCAGAUCGAUGCUCAUGCUGUUGAUCACUGGAUUGUCUGGUUCAGACUCGAUUAUUUACAGACCGCCGUCAUAUAGCUGGAAUAUUGCUGAGUGCGGUGUAAAACUAAACUCACUCACUAACUCAAUCACUCACUCUUGGCAUCAACAUACAACUGAAAGGAAAUAGCUAUAGUUAUAGAUUGUAUUCAGAAAACUAAAACUUGUUUUUCUUAGCAUCUUCCAGAAUAGCAUUCAUUUCACCACCAGUCGUAAUACAGUUAAAUAUUGGAACUGGCACUUGACCAAAUGUUGCCAUCGUAAAAUCAGAUGUAAUCGAGGCAGCAGUCAUUUCGACUGAAAUGUUUAAGCGGGGGAAGUGAGUAGUCAUCGUUCAAAGUGGCUGGCUUUGGAAACAUAACAUUAAAGACACUGAAACGAUAAUUCUCUUCCGCUCAACGUUUCGAUUGAAGUAACUCACGUGAUUUUACCGUCUAUUUCCGUAUCAAGUUCUGGUUUUGACAGUUUUGUAAUUGCACAGGAAAUAUUUGACACAAUGUCUAGAUUUAUCUGUUUUCAGAUUUAUUUCUCCAAAUGAACCUCAAAUCAUAUUUCUACUACAAUAUUUGUAUAUUUAAUACAUGCUGUUUUAAUUCCAACCUGGAAAGAAUUGUAGCUCAGUACUGUUCGUGCAUAUGUUCCUCCGCUGUUUGAAAGACCCUGCGGCUCCUUUCACGAAGCAACCUUUACAAAGAUUAACCUUAACUCCCAUUCGUUAACAUUACACUAAGGUUACCUCAGUGACUUACGAUUACCUUAGUGCUUUGUGAAAGGAGGCCCAGGUGUUAAUGCCUCUCGGCAUGCUUCAAGAGACUAGAUUUAGUGGAACCAUUCUGAUGAUGAAUCUGCAGAUUAUAAUUGAUUAAAUUUUGAUUGAAGAAUAUUUCUAUUGUAAAUUCAAAUUCUAUUUGAAUGUGUCACCUACAUCAAGGGGUGAAGGGAUAACUUGUUUCUUUCUCCGUUAACGCAACAGCGUCAAAAAAUUACCUUCACUGUGCUCAAUGAAUUGUCCGAAGCCAACGUGUCGUGUAUUAAGAUAGCUAAUUAAUGAACAGGAGGUGCAUUAUUAAUUAAUCUUAGCCACCAGCAACUGCAAACGAGUUUUGGCCUUUGAUAAUAUGUGCAUGAGUUGGUAUGUUAGGAGCUUGUUUAUCUAGUAUAAUAUACAUGUACAUGUACAUUGUGAAGCAUGAAAUAAAGCCUAUCCUUGUA